This is a messenger RNA of Laetiporus sulphureus 93-53, 1635 nucleotides long. RefSeq lists its product as uncharacterized. Bases 134 to 1393 code for a protein of 419 amino acids. Lineage: Eukaryota; Fungi; Basidiomycota; Agaricomycetes; Polyporales; Laetiporaceae. The record is from RefSeq and is a predicted model, not a curated record. The transcript is spliced from 2 exons.
AUUUGAUGUCCGCCUCUUCAACACAGCUCCCGCACGUUCUCAGUGACCUAGAGACCUGCCGCACCUGAGGCUUGUCGAACAGUCGCGUGUGAGAGCGGUUGUCCCACGCUCAACACAGGUCUUCAUCGCCGAUAUGGGCGACUAUCUGGGUCUCCCAUCGCCACGUCUGCCCUUCGAAAUAUGCGACUACAUACUCGAUCACCUAUGGGACGACCGCAAGACCCUCAAGGUCUGCAGCCGCGUCACGCGAGAAUGGCUCCCCACGACGCGGAAACAUCUUUUUCAUUUCAUCCGUAUCGUCAACGACCUGGAGCUCGUCGCCUUUGAGGAUGUGAUGCUUCACUCGAGGGACGCGGUGGCGCUCUGCGUCCGCACGUUGGACUUUGGAUGGGACGACCGUUUCGCGAUUCCCGCCUUCGUGCCUCAAACGCUCGCAUCUUUCGGCCGGCUAGAAGAGCUCACCCUCCGAGGAACCAUAUGGAACGAUUCUUACUUUUCUGCGAAGACUAUAAGGUGGCCGAUACUGCCCAUGGUGAAGGCUCUUCACUUGCACAUCAGGAUCGUCGACGACGUCGUAAGCCUGCAGCGAUUCAUCUGCGCAUGCCCCUCGCUCUCCUCCCUGAAGCUCCAGAUAAGACGAGUCUCAGAGUGCGAUGGUUCGCACACUCAUCCUCCAGUGGUCAUCCCGGGAUCGAUAGCGAUCGAGACUUUCCAAUGCGGUGUCCAUGCGCCAGACCCCCUACUCAGCUGGCUGCUGCAGGGUGGCCUGAAGCUGCGCAUGCGUCGAUUGGCGAUUACCGUGCGCGAAAUUCCGGCCUCGGUCAAAUUUCUCAGGACGGGCGACGUUCAAGGCCUGUUGCGUGCAUCUGGUGAAUGUCUGGAGCAUCUCGUCCUCAAUUUGCCACCCGCGGCAUUCUCCCGUUCACCAGAUGGCCAACAAGCAGCGCUGAUGCACAAUCCGAAUCUGGUCUCGGUCUAUGUGUCCGAUGUAGGGUGUCAUCGCGCCCCUGGCUCAGGGGCGUUCUCCAAUGGCUGGACGAGUCUGCUCUCAAUCCUUGCCGAUAUCCAGCCAAUGCAUGCCAGGCUGCAAUCGAUCGACAUCAAGUUGGUUACGACAAGCGAGUCGGAUAUCACAAGUAUGCCUUGUGAGCAGCUUGAUGCCGCCCUGGCGCGAAUUGUGGAUACCCACCCGCAGUUAAUCUUCGCCGUAUGGAUAGCCUGCGAUCUUCUUAUACCAGCGCCAUGGCUGGCAGAGUUCGUCGGAGCGCUCUUGCAAGGCUUGGUCAGGGUGCAGGCGGGACGGGGCAGAUUCUGUUUGAUGUGGCUGAACGGUUGCGAUGAGGUUAUGGGCUUAGGUCACCGCACGAUACCGUCCUGGUGUUCGCGGUGGUGAUGUGGCAGGGCUCAGUUCAUCUAGCUUUUCUCCUUGGCAAUACCUUCCAUGUACAUCAUUCUUUCGGACUUUGCUUCCUACGCGCUUAGGCUAUAGAUGUUUCGUAGAUUCCAUCUUCUGCCUGCGCACGAGCCGAGGGCCUUGUCCCACAAUUCAGAGAUGUAAUGAAGGCUUGCAUUGUCGAUUGGGACAGUUUUUUUAUGUGAAACAGCUUAUAUCAAUAAUUUCCACAGAUUGCAGAC